Messenger RNA from Triticum urartu, 2568 nucleotides. RefSeq lists its product as uncharacterized. The record is from RefSeq and is a predicted model, not a curated record. NCBI's taxonomy places the organism in Eukaryota, Viridiplantae, Streptophyta, Magnoliopsida, Poales, Poaceae. Gene Ontology annotation, biological process: embryo sac development; meiotic DNA double-strand break formation; microsporogenesis. Gene Ontology annotation, cellular component: nucleus.
CAGCAGAGAGAGAAUUCAAAUUCCAAUUCCUCGGUGUCUCCCCAUUCCCCAACACCACCAGUCCACCGCCACCGCCACCCAAUCCGUCGCUCUCCUCCCCGCCGGCGAUCGCCGCCGGGGCCCUCAUCGGCGCGGCGCCGCUCCGGGACCGGGCGAUGAAGCUGAAGAUCAACAAGGCGUGCGACAUCGCCUCCAUCUCCGUCCUCCCUCCCCGGAGGACCGGAGGGAGCAGCGGUGGCGGUGGCGGGAUGAGCGCGCCUGCUGCUGCUUCCGCCGCGGCGGCGGCGCAGCAGCAGCGGUCCCAGUCCAUGUCGCAGAAGUCCUUCUCGCAGGGAGGAGGAGGAGGCGGCGGCCCGUUCUCGCAGGGCGUCGGCGCGUCCUUCUCGCAGGGCAUAGGCAGCGGUGGCGCGUCUUUCUCCCAGGCCAGAGGAGCGUCCUUCUCGCAGGGCAGCGGCAGCGGAGGCGCCGCGUUCUCUCAGGUCGGUGGAGGCGGAGGCGCGGCCUUCUCUCAGGGCGGUGGAAGCGGAGGCCCCGCGUUCUCUCAGGCCGGCGGAGGCGGAGGCGCGGCGUUCUCUCAGGGCGGUGGAGGCGGAGGCGCGGCGUUCUCUCAGGGCGGUGGAGGCGGAGGCGCGGCCUUCUCUCAGGCCGGUGGAGGCGGAGGCGCGGCCUUCUCCCAGGGCGGUGGAAGCGGAGGCGCGUCCUUCUCCCAGGGCGGUGGCAGCGCGCCGCUCGUGCACGCGCAGUCGCAGCUCUCGCAGGCCUCCCUCGACGCGAACCUCCUCAGCCUCCUCUCGCAGGCUCCCGCGCGCGACCAGAGAUUUGCCUUGGAACAGGACUCGUCGAAGAGGACAUCUUCAUAUCCUGCCAGUUCAGCUUCUUGUGUGCGUGAGGAAUCUCAGCUGCAACUGACAAAGAUACCAACCAACACUAUCCACCGCUGGAGCCCCUCUCUUCCGGAUAGCAGAUGUCAGGUUAAUGAGGAAGUUGAGCGCAAGUUUCAGCAUCUGGCAAGUUCAGUACAUAAGAUGGGAACGAUAUUAGACUCAGUGCAAAAUGAUGUGAUGCAGUUAAACAGAGCCAUGAAGGAGGCAUCACUAGACUCUGGUAGCAUUCAGAAAAAGUUUGUGCUCCUAGAGGACUCUCUAAAGCAAAUUCUUAAGGGACAAGAUGAUCUGAAAGCACUCCUUGAAGGAAUCACAGAAAGUAAUCCUGACCGACUGAGUGUUCUCAACUCUCUCGCCAGCAAACAGGAUGAGAUGUCCUCGUUACUUUCAGUCUUGCCAAAGCAUGUGCAAAUAGAACUGGGGCAACUGAAGGGUGACAUCAGCAGAAUUUUCUCAAAGGAGAUAGAGGGGAUAGUUAGAGCUGUUGAUACUAGGCUUGACCGGAUGCAAAUGCUGGCAAACCAGAGCUGCACCACCAAUGCAAAACCCCUGAUGAACCAGACAAGUGUAACAAAUGGAAGCCCCCUGAUGAAGCAGACACCAGCAGCAGAUGGAAGCACCCUGGUGAACCAGACAAGAGUAGCAGAUGGAGGCCCCCUGAUGAACCAAGGACCAGUAGCAGAUGAAAUCCCCCUGAUGAACCAAGGACCAGUACCAGAUGGAAGGCCGCAGAAGAAACAAAGACCAGUAGCAAAUGGAAGGUCCCAGAGGAAGAAACAAACACCAGUAGCAAAUGGAAGGCCCCAGAGGAAGAAACAAAGACCAGUAGCAAAUGGAAGGCCCCAGAGGAACCAAAGACCAGUACCAAAUGGAAGGCCCCAGGUGAAGCCAACAAAAACAGCAGAUGGAAGCUCGCAGAUGAACCAGAAACCCGAAGCAGAUGGAAAGGCCCUAAUGAACCAAGUACUACCAGUAACUCAAGCUGCCAGUGCUCCUGCGCCCUUGGCUUAUCAGAGGAAGACAGAAGGUGUGAAGCCAAAUGUGGAAAAGGGGAUGGCAAAGGCCGCCACAGGUGCACAGGAAUUGGGUGGCUCAGGCGACAGCAGUCCGGCGCCACCUAAAGAGCAAGAGUUGGCGAUUCAGAAGGUCAAUGAAGAGGCACCAGUCAACAAGGCGAUGUUGACCAUUGUCAUCGACUCGGACGACGACGAGGAGGGGGGUGGCAGCGCCGGGAGCGCGUCAUGCGUCACGCUGAAGGCCGAAGCAGGUGGUGCGGGUGGUGGAGCGGUGGCGGAGGCGGCGAUGGGCGAGGGGGAGGCGCUGGAGAUCCUGCGGCGGGCGAGGAAGCGCCGGCGGAGGGAGGAGGCCAACGCCGUCGUGCUCGACCACUGCUAGACUGUUUAUUUAGUACGUAGCAGCAACCCAACGGUAACGAUUGGCGUACAGAUACAGACAGAGGUGGGUCGACAGACAGUGUUUUAAGAAGAUAACAGAGGUUAGGGGGCGUACAGAUCAGAGAGGGAGAGGUGAAAACUUACCACACAGCGAAGGGGAGAUGUUCACGCAGAGAGGUGGGUCGACAGACAGUGUUACAGUGCACGCAGAGACAGAAUGCAGAUAUAUUUCUGCCUGCUGUUACGGUGCCAUUACUAUUACAAUCUCCGAAAUAGGCUUUCGCCCCGCU